AUUUCCAGGCGCUGCCGGGCGGCUGGGGCCGGGGCCGUGCGGGAGCCUGCGGCGGCAGAAUCCAAGACCAGAUGGCCAAGUGGGGCGAGGGUGACCCACGCUGGAUCGUGGAGGAGCGGGCAGAUGCUACUAACGUCAAUAACUGGCACUGGACUGAGAGGGAUGCUUCAAACUGGUCCACUGAUAAGCUGAAAUCCCUGUUUCUGGCGAUCCAAGUGCAAGGGGAAGAGGGCAACUGUGAGGUGACAGAAGUGAGCAAGCUUGAUGGAGAAGCGUCAAUCAACAAUCGCAAAGGCAAACUCAUUUUCUUCUAUGAGUGGACUAUCAAACUGAACUGGACAGGUACUUCUAAGUCAGGAGUGAAAUACAAGGGACACGUGGAGAUCCCCAACUUGUCAGAUGAAAACAACGUCAAUGAAGUGGAGGUUAGUGUGAGCCUUGCCAAAGAUGAGCCUGACACAACCCUGUUGGCCUUAAUGAAGAAAGAAGGUGUGACAAAGAUCCGAGAUGCAGUAGAAACUUAUAUCAGGACUCUUAAAACAGAAUUCACACAGGGCAUGAUCUUACCUACUCUGAAUGGUGAGACAAUAGAUCCAGCCCCGCAGCUGCCAGUGAAAGCUGAGGAGUCCAAAGUCAAACCUGGUACUUUGGCAAGUCAGCCUAAAACCGUUGGCGUCAAGAUCCCUACCUGCAAGAUCGUUCUGAAAGACACUUUCUUAACAUCACCAGAGGAGCUCUUUAGGGUGUUUGUCACCCAGGAGAUGGUUCAGGCCUUCACCCAUGCUUCUGCUGUGUUGGAAGCAGAUAAGGGGGGAAAGUUCCACUUAUUGGAUGGCAAUGUCACUGGGGAGUUCUUAGAUCUGGUCCCUGAAAACAAGAUUGUGAUGAAAUGGAGGUUUAAGUCUUGGCCUGAUGGACACUUUGCUACCAUUACCUUGACUUUUAUUGACAAAGAUGGAGAGACAGAGCUUCUCAUGGAAGGCAAAGGCAUCCCAUCACCAGAGGAGGAACGGACAAGACAGGGCUGGCAGCGGUACUAUUUUGAGAGCAUCAAACAGACCUUUGGCUAUGGCGCACGCUUAUUCUAACGUUAACUUCUCCAGGGCCACGGCCCACCCAGCAGCUCAGUCCAGCUCUCUACUGUCCUGCAGCUGUGACUGGCAGGAUUGCACCAUCCCAACCACUACUGUGGGGCCUAGGCUCCCUCCCCAUUCAUAUACCGUGGGUUCGUGCAUGUUUUCUGCUGGGCGGGAUCAGACAGUGAAUUCUCUUUUAUGUGUACAUACGCUAAAUAAACAUAACUUAAAAAAAA
This is a messenger RNA of Vombatus ursinus (common wombat), 1312 nucleotides long. RefSeq names its product activator of HSP90 ATPase activity 1 (gene AHSA1). Gene Ontology annotation, cellular component: cytosol. The coding region runs from base 72 to 1088 and encodes 338 amino acids. Lineage: Eukaryota; Metazoa; Chordata; Mammalia; Diprotodontia; Vombatidae. The record is from RefSeq and is a predicted model, not a curated record. Gene Ontology annotation, biological process: protein folding; positive regulation of ATP-dependent activity. The transcript is spliced from 9 exons. Gene Ontology annotation, molecular function: ATPase activator activity; protein-folding chaperone binding.